GAUAAUCUUCGUUCGAUAUUACAACAUAUAGGUAUUAAAUAACUUUCACACACCUAUUAUUUUUGGAUUUAUUAAUAAAAACAAAUCAUUUCAUCAGAUUAACCUAUUUGAUUUCCGUUCUUGUUAUUGAAAAAUUAGCUUAUUAAGAAAAGCCCACGAAAUAGAAGAUAACUAAAAAUAUUUGCAAAAAAGGUUAAAUGAAUUUUCGUAAACUUCGAGUCUAGAGUUAUAACGGGUUCAAGAGCUAUGAAAAUCGUAAAUGUUUUAUCCUCUACUAAAGAGCGCCAUAUUCUUUCUAUACAGUGAUCUUCACAGGCUUAACUAGUUUUCCUAGAAUGUUUACCGAGAUCUGGACAAUAUUGGAUAGUGGAUUUUGACUAUUUUAAGCAGAACACCCCUGCAUGUUAUUUGUUUCAUUCAAUUUCUCCCUAUAUAUCCUCUAUUUUUGGGGAUAUUUGGUUACUAAUCAUACUUCUUAAUGCUAUUCCUAUAAUUAUUAUUAUAUCUCUGAUAGAAUUGUAAUAUCUUGCUUUUUUUAAAUUGAAAUCAUGUACCCCAUAACCGUAGAAUCUUAUUUAAUAUGAACAUUUAGGGUAACUUUUAUAUAUUGCCUUCCGAUUGACUUUUGCUGGUUAAUAAAAUUUUAUUUUGAUCAGGUUUUCCCCUGUAUAGAUGUGGCUCUGUUACCAGGGCGUAGAUACAUCCAGUACGCAGAAUUGAAAUAUAUGCGGCUAUCCUAAUUACGUAUUAUUUUUUCGGGAAAUAAUAAUUUCUUGAUUUAGACAAAUAUUUGCUCUGUCUCGUGAUUUGGAAGAGCAGAUUUUGGCUUGUGAUCCACGCAAAUUCCUAGUUUAAAUGCCUGAACACUGUUCUUAAAUUGUUCUGCGACUCCCACCUAUCGGUUACGGAAACCCAGGGCAAAACAGGACCAGCAUAAAUGGUAAACAUUCAACCGAAAUAUUUUGUAAAUAUAUAAAAUCGUGAGUGAAAUUUUUGCUGUUUCAAAGGGAAUGUGGUAAUAAACAGGAUUUUAAACAUUUAUUGGAUCUCAAAAAAUGGAGGAUUUCGAAAUUAUAAAUAUUCUGGGAAGCAGCGUUUCAUCGGCAACGUUCAAAGCCAAACAUAAAGUGGAUCAGAUCGUGUAUGUGCUGAAAGGAGUGUCUUUGGAACAUUACGAUGAUAUGCAAAAGAAAUUGUUAAUGAAAAAGAUUGACUCCAGAAAGCAACUGUGCCACCCGAACAUUUUAAAGAUAACCGGAGUUGUGGAGCAAAAUGAAGCCAAUAUUUUGUAUCUGGUGCAGGAAUACUGUAGUUACGGCUCCCUCAAGAGUUUCGUCCACGAAGAGUGUGUGAACAAAGUAAGAUAUCUCCACGAAGAUCUGGUGUUCAGGAUAUUAUACCACAUAGCGAUAGCGCUAAGGACCAUCGACAACUUUAUAGGUCAACUAUCUACCGAUAAUAUUUUCCUCGAUGCGGAUUACAACGUAAAACUUUAUAACUUUUACGCGGAUUCCAAAAUCGCGAAACAAAAGCAACCGAAAAUGUCGCACUUGGGAAUUGUCAUGUACGAACUGUGCGCGUUGAAAAAUUUCGAAAAAAACACGUGGGAAAAGGAGCUGAGUCAGAUUCCCCAUUUAAGCAACGUUGUUGGUAUUAUCGGGAACAUAAUUAAAGACAACAGCGAGACCAAAAGAAAUAUAAACAAAAUAUUGUGCCAUCCCACCAUUUUGCUUAGAUCCUCGCAAUGGACUAAGGAUAGCUGUUUCGUUAGCAUCGUGGCUCCGAAAUCGUUUCCAAUAGAUGAGGAACCCGUUGAUUGGUCCAUAUUAAAAAGCAGGGAAAGAGCUCUUAAAAUAAAAGAACGAAACUUACUCGAUAGAGAGAGAAGUCUGGAAAAUCGGGAGAAAAAGUUACUGUUGAUGGAAAGAACACUAAAAGACAAACUUCAACAGGCCGAACUUUACUUACAAAGAUGUCGCGGGUACAAACAAUCUACAAGUACCGGGAGUUCCAAAUCAAGUACUCGUUCUCAAGCAAAAACGACUACCUCCUAUGAAGAUUUUGACGAUGGAACAUAUGCAGGGGAUUCGAUUAUCGAACCACCUCCAAUAAAAUCGAAGACUUUUACUAGGACGCUAUCGGACAGGAGAAUGCGAUUCAAAACUAGCCCUCUGAAGGAUAAUAACGGCUUCAAUAGGAAAACCGGCUGGCGAAAAACGACGAGACAUUCUAAAAUAUUGGAUGAAAAUGGGAAAGAGAAUAUCUGUAGUCGGCGAAAGUCUUCACUUUAUGAAAACGAGUUUGCCAUGAAAGACAACAAAUUUUGCGAAAACCACAAAGAUGCAGCUGAAAAUAAUAAGGGUUUAGGCUGGGCGGAAGAGACGAAGAAACAAGCCUUUGAGUUGUUAAGACUAAUGAACUUCGAUAAGGAGAACGUGGAAGUUAAACAUACGUACUUGUAAUUGGGUGCGUCGCGUUAAUUUCCUGUGUGCAAUUCAAUUCCUUAAAUUAUGUUGUCUACUUAAGCGGGACAUAUGCAACAGUGUCAUUGUGCUCCACUGCAUAUGGUGAGCAAAUUUGGUUUCUAAUUUAUAGGAACUUUUACAAGUAACUUUCACAUACUUCCCACGUUUUAUGAAAAUUGUCAGAUUGGCACCCAACGUAACGCCAAAAUUGAAACCCCAGCCGACUGGUGCUCCACUAUCAUCGAAAACUGGAACUAGUUAUUUUAUUGCCAUCUUGACAAUUACAUCUAUGUCCUGUAUCUGCCAUGUAUGUGAUAUUUUAUAUUUCGUGGCAAUAAAUUUAAA
Molecule: messenger RNA, 2810 nt
Organism: Cylas formicarius (sweet potato weevil)
Lineage: Eukaryota; Metazoa; Arthropoda; Insecta; Coleoptera; Brentidae
Product: probable serine/threonine-protein kinase nek2
Exons: 4
Coding region: 1056-2462 (468 amino acids)
Biological process (GO): protein phosphorylation
Molecular function (GO): protein kinase activity; ATP binding
Source: RefSeq, a predicted model, not a curated record